GGUUAUGAAAGGGAACAAAUUCCCACUACGAUUAUUUAUCUCUUUGCGCAAUGCCCAAACAGCUCAUUGUCUCGUAACUGCGGGCAAUCCAAAAACAUCGGACGCUCACAACUUUGCUUGACGGGGCUAUGCUAUGCACGCAUCCAUAUCUUAAUGAGCGUUGCAAUCAAGAUGAGUACCAACACAGUCGGGGGGCAGUCAACUCGCCAACCUCCUGGUUCUGCAUGCCUCCAUUGUCGAAACAAAAAGAUGAAAUGCGAUGCUCUUCAACCACGUUGCAAAAAUUGCUUCAAUGCAGGAGUGGAGUGUAUACGUUCAAAUAACUACUCGAGAAAGCGAAGCGCACAGAGAGACCAUAUAGAGGGUCCUCAAGAUCGAGUGGAAACCUCCGACGCUGAAGUUUACGAUGUGCAGCCCAAAUUCAAUCCAGGCUUGUUCAACCUGGAUUUUCACAUGGAUUCUUUCUAUGAUAUGGAUUACAAUUUUCUCGAAAAUAUAACUCCGGAAUCAUUUCCUAUCUUGUCACCACUUGACUCCUUGCCAUCAUUGAUACCCAGCGAGACCGUCGAAUGCAGUCAACCUCAAACGGUUAUCGAAACGGCCGGAAUUCUUGCUCCUCCACUAAAUGACCCGAUUAAUGAUUUGAUGCAUGAAGAUUUAGACCAACUCUAUUUAGAUAGGGUACAUCGCCUGAUUCCUAUCUUACAUCGCAGACGCUAUUUUUCGUGGACGCGAUCACCCAAUAGAACCGAUGCACAGACAUGCCUGCAGUUUGCCAUGUGGACAUUAGCAACAUCGCUGUCGACACAACUUCAGCAUCUACGCGAGUCAUUUUACCAGCGUACGUGCUCUCUUCUUGAUAAAUUUACCGCCCAAGAUACGGCCGCUCCCCAGAUUGAGUAUGCGCAAGCAUGCAUCUUAAUUGUUAACUAUGAUCUCAUGAAGGAAAAUUUCAGGCGUGGCUGGACCAGCGCCGGGCGUUGUAUCCGGGUUAUCCAACUAAUGCGUCUCUUUGAAAUUGAUCGUUCCAAAGGUAGAAAUGAUCGUGAAGACUGGAUACAGCGUGAGGAAAAGCGAAGGGCAUUUUGGAUGGCCUACUCGUUGGAUCUUUUUAUCAGCCUGAGAGGCGAAUGGCCGCUGAGUCUGACCGGCACGGACUUUGUUCGACUCCCGGCUCUAGACAAAGACUUUGAUAACAGUCACUAUGUAGAAAUGCCUUUCUUGGGCACUGUUCUUUCGGGUGCUUCUUCUUCCGUGCUUUCGCCCUGGGCUGAGUCAAUUGUUUUCGCGACUAUUAUUCGACGGAUUACCGCUCUCACCUCGGAGCUCGAAGGCUUAAGCCCCGGCAGCUCUUCGACUAAUGUGUGGUCAAAGAUUGAUUUACUCAGGAAUAUACUCAAGAGUCGACUAGCUUCAUUAUCAUUUAAACAUCAAGACUCCCACUUCCCCUUUUCCGACGACCCCAUGGAAACUUUUAUGAUUAUGAUUGCACAGUCCAGCGUGCUAUAUCUCUAUAAUACGCAGAAAUCUUUUUCUCGGGCGACAGAGAGCAGUCAGAACAUCUCAAUGGCUCUUCAAUACGAAGCACAAAUGGCUGCUCAAGAAAUUGCGAACCUUUCAACUUCAAUUCUUCAUAUGAGCCGUUUCAAGGUACAGCACUUUUCUCUGCUCUCUUCUGAAUUUAAUUUUAUGAAAGUACAUACGCUGAUCUUCGCUCAGAUCCAUCCAUUCACGCCUCUAAUACUUGCGAAAUGCAUGGAGUUUUAUAAAUCUAAUCAGAACUUGGAUGAAAUCACGCAAGCGGCGGUCAAGCAGAUCUAUGAGUUGUUAAGACAUAUAAGCAAAGUGAAUAAUAUUGCUGUGGAGUACCUAUCUUAGAGGCUAUGCUGGAGUAUGGAUUAUUUCAGAUGCGAUCAGUAGUAUAUGAUACAAUUUUGUGAGAAUAUCAGAAUGAGACUGUUCCCGAGUGAGGACUAUGAGAACUCUAAAUAUGGGGGUUUUUUUUGAGAUAGUAAUGCAUCUAAAGGAAGGAAACAUGUAGCUAGGCAUCCAUUCUAGAUUAAUAUGAGAUAAUUCAUACGUUUUUAUG
Messenger RNA from Talaromyces stipitatus ATCC 10500, 2089 nucleotides. RefSeq lists its product as uncharacterized. Gene Ontology annotation, biological process: DNA-templated transcription; regulation of DNA-templated transcription. Lineage: Eukaryota; Fungi; Ascomycota; Eurotiomycetes; Eurotiales; Trichocomaceae. The transcript has 4 exons. Gene Ontology annotation, cellular component: nucleus. The coding region runs from base 154 to 1878 and encodes 574 amino acids. The record is from RefSeq and is a predicted model, not a curated record. Gene Ontology annotation, molecular function: DNA binding; zinc ion binding; DNA-binding transcription factor activity, RNA polymerase II-specific.